AUGUCGGGCACCAACGAGGCUCCUUCGGCACCUAAUGUGAUUGCUCUGUUUUGGUAUCCGGCGUCUCCUUAUGGCAGACGCGUGAAGGCCUACCUGACACUCCGCAAUAUCGACCACGCAGAAUGUAUCCAGCCACCAAUCCUCCCACGGCCUGACCUCGAUGCUUUGGGCGUGAAGUAUCGACGCUCGCCGGUCAUGGCGAUUGGUCGGGAUGUCUACUUGGACACCCGUCUGAUGAUAUCAAAGCUUGAGGAGAUGUUUCCGGCGUCGUCGCAACAUCCUGGGCUUUCGAGUCCGGAGACGAAUGGACUGGCACAGCUGUUGCAGAAGCUCUCGAUUGACGGGAGCAUUUUUCAACAUGCUGUGAGACAGAUCCCUCGAGAUUCAGCUCUGAUGAAGUCACCAGCGUUUCAAAAGGACCGGGCGGGCUUCUUUGGACCGCAGUGGGACUUGGACGAUGCGAGACUUUGGCGACCUGAGGCCAUCAUCCAUAUGCAGCAGUGUUUCGAUAUCAUCGAGUCCUUGUUCAUAGAUGGCAGGAGUUGGGUAGCCGGCACCGAGACAAUAUCACUAGCUGACCUGGAAGGCGUCUGGGUUUUGAAUUGGUUCCUCAACGAUCUUAACCCGACAAAGGAGGUCUUCUCGGAAGAUCGAUACCCAAAGGUCCAUGCGUGGGUCAGACGCUACCGGAACGAGCUUGACGUAGCCAAAGCACGUGUGCGGAAAAGUAUAUCGCUCGGUGGUGCAAAUGCCGUGAGGUUGAUCGUUUCGUCCGAGUUCUCCGACAAGGAUACCUUGGUCGAUGAGAAUGACCCUCUGGACUUGAAAGCAGGCGUGGAAGUAGACUUGUUUCCAACUGAUGGCGGUGGAUUCACACAUCAGGAUCGCGGAAGUCUGAUCAAACUGACCAAGGAGGAAGUCGCGAUCGCGGUGCAAGCGCAGACUGGCGAAGAGAUCCGCAUCCACGCUCCCAGAUGGCAAUUCCGCGUCCGCGCAAUCAAUAAUGCGGCCAGACUUUGA
This is a messenger RNA of Zasmidium cellare ATCC 36951, 1020 nucleotides long. RefSeq lists its product as uncharacterized. NCBI's taxonomy places the organism in Eukaryota, Fungi, Ascomycota, Dothideomycetes, Mycosphaerellales, Mycosphaerellaceae. The transcript is spliced from 5 exons. The record is from RefSeq and is a predicted model, not a curated record. The coding region runs from base 1 to 1020 and encodes 339 amino acids.